Messenger RNA from Nymphaea colorata (pocket water lily), 1860 nucleotides. RefSeq names its product inositol-tetrakisphosphate 1-kinase 3-like. Gene Ontology annotation, cellular component: cytoplasm. The record is from RefSeq and is a predicted model, not a curated record. The transcript has 9 exons. Gene Ontology annotation, molecular function: inositol-1,3,4-trisphosphate 6-kinase activity; inositol-3,4,5,6-tetrakisphosphate 1-kinase activity; magnesium ion binding. Bases 724 to 1575 code for a protein of 283 amino acids. NCBI's taxonomy places the organism in Eukaryota, Viridiplantae, Streptophyta, Magnoliopsida, Nymphaeales, Nymphaeaceae. Gene Ontology annotation, biological process: inositol trisphosphate metabolic process.
UGGCGAGUCAUGGCUUUCCAGCUUCCUUGGAAUGGAUAUUUAGUGGUCCGCUGGUGGUGGUAUAUCCAGAAUUUGAAGUUUUGUUCUUCUCGUCUAAUUGAGGAGGUUUGAUUUUCUAUUGAGGAAUUUGUUAGCAUAUGCCGGCAGAUAUUCUUAUCCACCUGUUUUGCAUGCUCGUCCUUGUUGCUUUCUUAUGGUGCCUGGAGAAAGAGGAAAACAGUUAAAAAAACAUGGAAAAUAGUAAACAAACAGAAGUGCCACUUGUCCUGCUUCUGUUGUUGUGCGAUGAUCUUGUUGGGUUCAAGUUUUUCUCGAAUCAUGGACUCAGAAUAUUGGAUAUGUUUCUUUAUCUUGUCUUUCUUUACAGGACGCUAGGUCAUGCUGAUUGUAUGUGUUAAAUCCUGUUUCUUCUUCGGGUAAAGGAAAUGCACAUUUUUCGUGUCCCUCUUUCCUUUCGUGCCGCGACCUGAAGGAAUGCAUGGCUUUGCACAUAGAUCAUACUGGAAAGUUCUCGAGUGAAUUUUGCUCAUCUUUACUCAGCUUUGCUUGUUCCGUUGAUCUCACUGUUUGUGAGCCUGACGUGAAGUCCUGUUACUCUAACUUUGCUUUCUUGUCUACACUGCCCGUCGCCGUACGACAAGAAAGAAAGAACAGUGUGUCCAUGAAUUUCCAAUUUGUGGUGCUUUGGAAAUUUGUUCCCUGUUUCUCAGGAAAAAAGGUAUAAUGUUUGUUGCUAUUGACCGGAACAAAUCACUUGAGGAGCAGGGGCCUUUCGAUGUUAUUUUGCAUAAACUCUCGGGGAAAGAGUGGUUUCAAAUCCUUGAGGACUACAAGAAACUGCACCCUGAGGUCACUGUCUUAGAUCCUCCUACUGCCAUCCAGCACCUAGACAACCGCCAAUCCAUGCUCCAAGAUGUUGCUGACUUGAAUCUUUCUGCUUCUGAAGGAAAAGUUCGUAUACCUAAGCAGCUAGUUGUAACCACAGAUCCAGGAGCUAUUCCUGAGGCUGUUGCACAAGCUGGAUUGAAACUGCCUCUUGUUGUAAAACCUUAUGUUGUCGACGGAACUGCUAAAUCGCAUGAGCUAUCCCUUGCUUAUGAUCAAUUGUCUCUAUCAAAGCUUGAACCUCCACUGGUGCUUCAGGAAUUCAUUAACCAUGGUGGUGUUCUUUUCAAGGUUUAUAUUGUUGGCGAUGCUGUCAAUGUGGUGAGGCGCUUUUCAUUGCCUGAUGUUGAUAAACGGGGACCUUCAGGUUUGGGCGUUAUCCCAUUUCCACGGGUGUCAUGUGCUGCAGCUUCAGCUGAUGAUGCAGAUCUGGAUCCCUGUGUUGCUGAACUUCCACCAAGGAUUCUGCUAGAAAGACUUGCAAGGGAAUUACGAGACAGGCUGGGGUUACAGUUGUUUAAUAUAGAUAUAAUUCGGGAACAUGGGACCCAACAUCGGUAUUAUGUAAUUGACAUCAACUAUUUUCCAGGAUAUGGAAAAAUGCCUGGUUAUGAACAAAUUUUCACUGAUUUCCUGCUAAGCUUGCACAGAGCUGCUAAAAUCUCCGAGCAGCAGUUGGCAGACAAAUGAGGAAAUAACAGUGAACAUUUUCUGAUAUCAAGAAAGCAAGAGUACAUGCCAUACUAUCAUUACUUUUUUGCAUUUGAUUCAAAGAUUGGUUAUGAGCAUAAUGUAACAUAAACUAAUUUUCUGGGGAAGGAGGCGAAAUUUACAUAUCUUCUUGUUUUCUUGAUAUCUUUUUUCUUUACUCAUGCUUCUUUUCCAUUCUCACAUAUUUUUUCUAUACUUUGUGGUGUAAAUAAAAUACUAAAUCAAAGUUUCGUUACUUGUUACUGCAACUGGGCAGUUUGGUCU